Molecule: messenger RNA, 2013 nt
Organism: Mytilinidion resinicola
Lineage: Eukaryota; Fungi; Ascomycota; Dothideomycetes; Mytilinidiales; Mytilinidiaceae
Exons: 3
Coding region: 1-2013 (670 amino acids)
Source: RefSeq, a predicted model, not a curated record
AUGUCGCUCGAAUCGGCUCUCGAUGAGGAGAGGAGGGAGGUCAUGGCCCUGCUCGAGGGAAGGCCUUCGGUGCCCCGACCCAAGCGGACAGACAGUCCCAGUGCUCGAGGACAGAGCCCUGCUGCUGCUGCGUCGCCAGUCCGCAGCAUGCUCGACAUUGGCCCCCAUCCGCCACGGAGCAUGCUAGACGUUGGCCCUGCAUCUGGUCGCUCUGCUUCCGUCGCGGGACAAGGCGCAGGAAUCACCCGCCCCAGAGUGGGCUCCGGCAGUAUCCUCAAUCCCAGCUCUCCACCGCGAAGCCCAAACCGCGUGCCUGGAUCGCCGCCGCCGAUGGUCCAUAACGCCAUAGACAGUGCAAACACGAACCCUGAAUCGGCCUACAAUUUCGACAUGAUGCCGACGAUCGAGGCGCGCUCGAUGCCGCUGCGAGUCACACAGGGCGGGAAAAAGCCAAAGAAUAGCGCCAUGGCUUCAGUCUACGGCCACUCUACAGACAUACUAGGCACAUCGCGAGACAAAAACGCGCGACACAAUUCGACGGGCGGUCUGCUGGGCAAGAAGUCCAGCUCGCCGCACGCCGGCAGGUCUGCUUCCCCGGGACUCAACACCAACUCCUUCAACCCGAUGCCCGACCCAAAUAAAUUCCUCCUCGACUCUGGCAAGGUCAUGGAUAUGCAAUCUGCCUAUCGGAGGUUGUCUGACGCUGCCCUGAUGCGUUCUGGUGGUACUUUGUCGCAAUUACCGGUUCGAAAAGGUUCUGACCCAACGAGGGGAGAAACUUUGGCUCCCGGAGGCGGAGUGAGGCUGGCAAUUGAUGAUGAGAAUGAUGGCGAUGAAGGUGCGGUGGAGAGCAGUGCCGAUGACGCUGAUUCAGAUGGGAGCGAUAGCGAUCGCUGGGGCUCGGAAAAAGGCCGAGGACGGCGACGUAGCCGUGUUACAGGGAAAGCUAAAAGCGACCCAGGGAAGAAGAAGUCGCCCAAGAGUUUACUGGCUGCGGCUGAGGAUGAGCGCAUUGAAGUUGGCAAGGAGGUUUACAAGGUCCGGUCGUUGUUGGACCCCCAAGUGACCGUCACUCCACCAGACGGGGAAAGGAUGAUGACCAAGGGGAAGUCUGGAGUUCAUCCGCAUACCAACUUUGACCAAGGCGGUGGAUCAGGUCUUUCGACCCCGAUGAGUUCGGACACUGAGGCCGACUUGUCUGAGAUCAAGACGGCGCAAAUGAUGUCAAUGUCCAUCUCACCGAUUGAUUCGAGUCCGGAGGCUCAUCGAUGUGUUCGUCAAAUCGUUCGGGGUAACUGGCGUAAAUUCCAGGAAGAUGCCGAGGCUGGCUUGCGACGCCAACGUGUCUAUCUCGUCGCUACUGAUGUCAGCGAGGAAGCUGCAUACGCUUUGGAAUGGACGAUUGGCACCGUCUUGAGAGAUGGCGAUACCCUUCUCGCUGUGUACGCUGUCGACGAGGACACGGGCACCGGUGCAGAAGCAGGUGUUGGCAUCGGACAGGGUGCAACUGCACAGCAAGAGACGGCUUCCUUGAUGAAGACGCUGUCUAGUCAGCAACCCAUUCAGGGAGGUCUCAGCCCUGGGCCGUCGCCACUGAACAAUAGCAUGUCGCACUCGGAGCCUAAUUUCAAGAAUAUGCAGAAAACAGAAAAGGAGCGGUACCAAGCUGCUGUGGAAGUGUCGGAUCGGUGUGUAAAACUGCUCCGGAAGACUCGGCUGCAAGUCAGAGUGGUCGUGGAAGUAUUUCACUGCAAGAGCCCGAAGCAUAUGCUUACGGAAGUUAUCGAUUUUUUGGAACCCACACUCGUUAUUCUUGGCUCAAGGGGCCGAAGUGCCUUGAAGGGCGUUCUCCUUGGCUCGUUCAGCAACUACCUCGUCACCAAAUCGUCUGUGCCUGUCAUGGUCGCCCGAAAGCGACUGCGUAAGCACAGCAAGUAUAAGCGAAAGAACCUGCGCCUAUCCAACGUACUCACGAGUCCGAACUCGAGGUUGGAGACAGCUAAGAUUGAUUGA